AUGCCUAGAUCCUACUCACAGGAUACAACGACGCGCAGAACCGGAGGGAGGUAUGCGCAGGAGAGUAGAGCAAGUUGCCAGCGAUUAGUGGACGAAUUUGGGUCUACGCACGACAUCCAUGGAGGGCCAGGAUCAAGACGAGACGUUUGCUCAAGACACGUCUCGGGCUCCUCAAUGUGAGCAAAGUGUCCCGCGUCGAUCGACCGUCUGUCCCUGAUCUCCCUCAUGCUGAAUCUUUGGUUGCGAACGACACUCGUUAGCCGCCGUCGCACAUCCAUGAGCAGCAAUCCCUCAGACUCUCCUUCACGCCGUCACGUGUCUUCUCGUCCGAGCGAGAUCGAGGUCGUGGUAGAGCACUGCUCAGCCGAUGCUCCGCCAAUUCACGAGGGCUGGUACGACGAAAAUUCUCACGAGGCUCUGGAGCAUGUUCAGGACCGACGUGGCGCGCUUGAGGCACCGCUAUCUACCCCAGUUGCAGCUGAUCACACCUGGAGCGGCUAUCCAUACAUUCUACCUGGAUCAGAAGCACGACACAGCUCCACUACGCUGGCUAGCAACUCGCCCGGCCCAUCCAAGUCUUUUUUGGCCGACGACGAUGCGCAGAGCACCAAAGUUGUCGGAUUGGCGCAUGCAAAUGAGCAGGGAGCCGGGGUGGGCGAGAAGCGUCAUGAAGGAUCUGAUUCACCCAGCAACUCUCACUCGGGUGCCGUGCUGUAUGCAAGCACGGCAGCACAGCGCUUCGUGCCACCACUUCUUCUCGCGGUGCCCGUCGUUCUAGUCUUGCUGCUCACUGCAGGCGCAGCGACGGUGAUCAUUGCAUGGAUUGUAGGUCACAAGAUGCCACUGGAAUCGGAAGGGGUGCUCUACCUCCGAGAGGGCGACGAGAAUGAGCUGGGUCGCUCUUACCACGACAAAACGCUCGGUCCAGAAGCAGUCUUGAAGUUCGACGAACAGGUGUCGCACCCAGUCACACUCACAUUCACCAGCAUAGUCGCUGUCCUGGUCGGAUUCAGCGUCGCACCAUCCAUGUCUCUCGUCGCGUACUCGCUCGCCGCAGACUGGCUCACGCUCCAAGAAAAGGUUGCCAAUAGCGGCAGUGCCGACAAGGUCGAGCAGCUGCCGACUCCGUUGCAGUACGCUCUCCUCUUGCAAGUGUGCGGCGCCAACAGCUUGGAAUCGAGUGAGUCUUCACUCGCGCACAGGGGUCAAUUUUGCGCUCACGAAUGCAACGCUAUUGGAUCUCCAAGUCUCCCACAGCGUGAAGCAUAUGUUGAAGAGCAAGGGCUCCCACGCUUCGGUCCCUAACAUGCUACGCAAAGCCGUUGCCUGGCUUAUUGUCCUGAUCGGCCUGACAUCUGCGUGUGCUUGGGUGGACUUUUGGUUGCACGAGAGCACUAGGACCGGUAAGCAGUCCAUGUGUGCCACUUUCAUGGGGCAUAGGCGCUGACACUUAGCAUCUUGCGUUCAGUCUCCGUGGUCGACGUCGACACCUUCACUAGCCAAAAAGGCAUGUCAUGGUCUCUGAAUAGCCAUAUUUGCAAUCAGACCGCAGACUUGCAGCAGCUCCCGUGUCUGGUCACUCUCCCAGCUGCAGCACAGGUGCCACGCUCAGAGGUCGUCGGUGAUCGUGCGCGGAGAGCUUCGAAAGAUCUCAAUGGACGUCACGAAGACCGCUUGCUUCCGGAUUUAAGCCUGGUGCGAAGAGGCGCGGAUGAAGGCCUCCCCUUCUUUGGCAAUGAACACUCGGUCACCGCAGCAGAGGGCUGGCUGGUCGUCAACAAUGCUAGCAGGACGCGUCAGAUCUCAAUGUAUCCCGAUCCCGAAACUUCCAACGCACCGCUCGCAUACCUGAGUGCAUCUCAAAUUCGACGUCAAGAUAUCUUCUCCUCGUCGACCUUGGGUAUCAGUUCCCAGUGCGAGGUACUCACUGACGAAUGCGAGAGCAUGGGAACAAACGUGAACUGCAGCAAGACUGGCCAUCCCGAACUGAGCGGCAGCAUUGUCCCGACCGACACCAGCUCGUGGGCGUCUCAAAGCCGCUUUCAUCUUCUCGACCAAGCCGGCAAGUCACUGGGAGAGUCAGAGAGUGUACAGGGACCAAAAAGCAACCCCAUGGAGCUGUCCGCUCUUGCAAUCUUCUCCGCUAGUCCGGCACUGUCCGUCAAUCAGUCUAGCCUCAAGGCUAUCGGAGCACCAGCCGGAGGCGCGUCGUUUGCUGCCUUCAAGUGCCGAAUGCUCUGGGAAGAACUGACUCUCAGCUUCUUUAAUGGCUCUUUCACUCUCAACACCCGCAAACCCGCUGAUCCGGCGCUAGUGCAUGCUCUCGGAGGUCCUUUCGUUUCUGGCGGUGUCACGGAAGCUACUGUCUUAUCCUUGACUCGUCUCACCGACAGGCUGUCGCGAGAGGAAUUCGCUUUUGAAUUCGCUAGCGCACUAGCCUACAGCUCUUUGGCCCUUCCGGCCGGUCUCAUGCAAAAGCAGGACGUCGAGGUCAGGGGCUGGCAGCCUGUACUCGCUCAGCAGUACGAGAAAGCGCCUCUUUUCCUCUUCAUCGGUAUCCUCUAUACACACGCUAUAGUAGCGAUCAUCCUCUUCUUGUGAGUGCCGUAGCCGCCCCUCGAACAGACAUACCUGUUGACGGCUAUGCAUAUGGCCGCACCGCUCUGCGCAGUUGGGCAUGGGGCACAUCUUCACAAUUGGUCGCGUACAGCGACCCGACGACAGGCGAAGUCAAGGACGUGCCCGCGGCCGUCCUAGCUCAGCGCCGAUUGAUCGACCCAACGCACCUCGUCGCAACCCACUUGGGCAACGGCCAGCCGUAUGCCAGGAAUGUGUCCGGGGGUGCCGUCGCCGCCUUGAUGGGCAAUGCAACCGCUGUCGGCCAACCCAGCCGCUUGAUAGGCCCAGGCAGCGCAUGGAGUCUGAGCACGGGCAUCGAUGCUGCAAGCCCCUGCAGCCACUGUGGUCGUUCCGGCUGCUCAGGACAGCCGAUUACACGCCAGCAAGCUAUCCGUACCACCAAGACCAGUGAGCAGCCAGCACCACGCGUCCAGGCGGGCCAAAGUUAACAUUUUCCCCUCUCUCUUUAUGACUCGCAGGCUUCUUGGGUCAAUUUGAGGAGGCUGUCCAUCAAGAAAGGGUCGUUGUAGGGCUCGAGUCGAAUGGACGGGGAUUUGGCGUUUGGAAGCUGUCGAAUGCCAAAGGUGCCAUCGGCGAGCGCUCCGGAAAGAGGGACAGCAUGCUUCGCGCCGGGCAUGGUACGCACGUAGCUCGAAUGCUGCACCAUGAGAAAGGAUCGUCGACCGCUAGCGGUGCUUUUUCCGUUCGAAAAGCAGCUUCUCGUUUCCGAUCCAGCAAGCGCACUCGCACGCACGCUCUCCGUGACGACACUUUUCAUGUGGCUGAUCAAAGCUCAUCGCAACUUUACGCAACUCCUUGA
Ceraceosorus bombacis is the source of this 3439-nucleotide messenger RNA. The record is from the annotation of a GenBank genome assembly. Lineage: Eukaryota; Fungi; Basidiomycota; Exobasidiomycetes; Ceraceosorales; Ceraceosoraceae.